Molecule: messenger RNA, 2115 nt
Organism: Parascedosporium putredinis
Lineage: Eukaryota; Fungi; Ascomycota; Sordariomycetes; Microascales; Microascaceae
Source: the annotation of a GenBank genome assembly
AUGUCAGACAACGAGUCAACCACGGGUGAUCAGGACCACCAGGCUGCCUAUAUCUUUGAUCCAUACGGCGAAGAUGCAGGUGCCGUGGAGAGGCCGCCUAAGCGUCGCCGGACGACGAAGAAAUCAGCUGCGUCAAAGAGCAAGGCCAAAGGCGGCGCCGUGCGGGAUCCGGCCGUUCAGAGGUCGUACUUCAAACCACUAUUGAAUGGCUGUGAGAAGCCUGAAAUGGUGGCGGUGAGAGAACGAUCCUUCCGUGAGUCGUGGACUCAUGUCGAAGGCCGCAUCAGGCAAAUGUUGAGAGAUGCCAACAGGGCCACCCUUGAAGAUGUGGGCUCUUUUGUUGCAAGAGCUAAGAAUGACCGAAUCAGUGGUGACAAGAUACCGUGUGCCUUUGUUGUGACGGGACCCAAUCUCACAUCGCAGGAUUUGCUCUUUGAGCAGCUCGAGGAGACCCUCGUGGCUUCGGAGGGAAACAACAAAUUUGUGAGGCUGAGAUCGGCCGACGCCUCAAACAUGAAGGCUGUCCUGAGGAAGAUCAUCCAGGAUAUCACAUGCAAGGCUUCAGACGAUGACGAUGGUCAGCUAACGGUGGGGAAAUCAAGCCGGAAGUACCUAAACUACGAUCUCGCCGCCGUCCAUGCCCUUGUGACCGCCCAGGGCGGUUGCGAUCACGUCUUUAUCGCAUUCCAAGAUAGCGAAGGGUUUGACAGUUCUCUCCUUUCCGAUCUGAUCCUCGUUUUCAGCAACUGGACGCAAAUCCCCUUCACUCUCCUAUUUGGCAUCGCUACCUCGGUAGAGCUCCUUCAGAACCGUCUGCGCAAAUCCGUCUGCGAAUAUCUGCAUGGAACUGAAUUUGAUGUCACCCAGGGUACGAGCGUUCUAGAGGAGAUCAUCCUCAACGUCUCAGUAACCUCGCCCGACGUUCCGCUGCUCAUCGGCGGACCCCUGCUGGAAAGCAUGAUUGAGCGGCAGCACGACAAAGUCGCUGGAGUGCAAGAUUUUAUCAGCGCACUCAAACGUAUGACAGUAGAGCGUGGUGAUGUUGACACACAUGCCUUGAUGCAGUACGCUUAUAUGACGCACUUUUACGCGAAUCCCCUCAGCGUAUUUCUCGGGUUCGAAUCGUUUGAAGAGCAACCAAUCCAGCCUGAACAGCUGCUCGCUCUCCGUUCCACCCUCGUUCCGAGCGCGCAUCAUGAGUGCUACGGAAGCUGCAGCGAACCCGCAACAGUCUCGCGAGAGAGCAACAGAGUUUUUAGUAACGACAAGCUGCUGAUCCAAGAACUUUCCAAGAUCAAGAUUGAAAAGAUGCGUUACGGCGCCUCGGUUCUCCGGGCGGUCAAAUGCUUAGCGGCGGUGGGAUAUCGGAAUGGCAACCGGACAAGUAUAGCCCUAGAUAUCCUGAGCCGCGGGGGCCUCAGGCUUACCGAUGACCAUGAGGCCAUCGCCACAUUGCGAAAGAUGGAGCCUGAACGUAUCGUCGCCGUGAUGCGGGGAAUGCGGGAGGCUUUGAUCGAAGGCGGCGAGACGCCUCGUCCUGCAGACGAAAGGAUCUUGGAUGAGCUCGCUGACGAAAUGGCGGUUGACCAACAGAUUGGCGAAUCGCUCUCGACGUGGAUCAAGCAAGCAGAAAAGCUAGUCGCCGAGGCCAAGGCGGACGGGCACACGCUGCGCAGCAAAUGGAGCGGGCAGACCAAAAUUGUGAGAACUACGGUUGUGGCGCAAAAGGUGCAACUCAGCCAUGACUCGGCGGCCCUCACCGAAGUCGAUGAGGAGUUUACCAAAAUCGUCGAUGAGCUUGUGACGCAAGUCAAACUCAGCGGAAACACCACACCGAUCGCAACGUGCCUAUUCAACGAGAUUUGGUACUACGACUCGAGGAUUCCGCACAAAGAGGUCUUUAUUCCUCGGCUCCGCGAGGCUGGCAGCCUCAUCAACGUUGCAGAUCUCUGGACUGCAUUCUAUGGGAUCGUCGGUGCCGACUCGGGCAGCGAUACAGAUGAGAAAGCCGCUUUGGCAUUGUUUUACCAGGGUCUCGCGGAACUCAAGAGCCUCGGCUUUGUGAAGCCAAGCAAGAAGAAGACAGAUCACAUAGCGAAACUUAAGUGGCUGUGA